CCACCAACCAUUUGAAAGACAUGUAAAGGAAACCUGCACAGAAGAGAAGGGAAAAUAUGGAAACCUGCUCAUUUUCAAGAGCACGACCACCUUUACUAUCAUCGCCAACCAAACAGCUCUCUCAAUUCCCCAUCUCCACACUGAAACUACCCCAAAACCAAUCUCACUUGUCCCACUCCACAACACUCUGGGCAACACUGAAAAGCCCAAAAGGCUUCGGACCCUCCAGAAAGAAAACCAACAAGACUACUAAGAAGCCGAAGAAAGGUUUCGAAGACGACGAUGAAGAGGAAGAAGAGGAGGAGGUAGAAUUAGAGGCGGAUGAAGGCGUGAUUCCAGAGAUAGUGACCAACAGGAUGAUGAGCAGGAUGGGUUUCUCAGUGGGUAUCCCUCUGUUCAUAGGGCUACUGUUCUUCCCUUUCUUUUACUAUCUCAAGGUUGGGUUGAAGAUAGAUGUGCCCACUUGGGUGCCCUUCAUCGUGUCAUUCUUCUUCUUCGGGUCCGCACUUUUGGGGGUCAGUUAUGGGAUUGUGUCCGCCAGUUGGGACCCAAUGAGGGAAGGCUCACGCUUGGGCUGGAAUGAGGCAAAGAAGAACUGGCCUGUUUUUUGGCAGUCACUUUGGGGUAGAUCUGGAAGGGACUAGUUUUCUGGCCCUUCAUUAUCUCUGUAUUUGGACUCCAAUACUGUUUUCUAUUUGGUUUUGCCAAUUUGAGUAUUUUUAUUUUACUUUAAAAAUCAUUACUCAA
This is a messenger RNA of Cornus florida, 747 nucleotides long. RefSeq names its product protein PAM68, chloroplastic. NCBI's taxonomy places the organism in Eukaryota, Viridiplantae, Streptophyta, Magnoliopsida, Cornales, Cornaceae. The transcript has a single exon. The coding region runs from base 57 to 644 and encodes 195 amino acids. The record is from RefSeq and is a predicted model, not a curated record.